AUGGCCGACAACCAGACCCCUGAAGCACCCAGCCAACGUGGUGGACGUCGCCGCGGCCGCGGAGGGGCAGGCCCCUCUGGCCGUGUGGACUCUCAGAACAAUGCCGACGGUGAAAAGCGUUCCAAGCCUCGUACACGAGGCAGUGGUCGGGGUGGCGGAGACUCCGGCCGCCAGAACCGCAAGAAUGAGCAGACCAGCGAUAAAGACACGCAGCCCAAACCUACGGUGACGUCGGCGACAAAGAAACCAGUGGAAGCUGCCACCGAUGACGCAGAUGAUGGUGAGGUCUGCUUCAUUUGCGCCUCACCUGUCGAACAUACCUCGGUUUCCCCCUGCAACCACAGGACGUGUCAUAUUUGUGCGCUUCGACUGCGCGCACUCUACAAGAACAAGGCUUGUGCUCAUUGUCGGACGGAAUCGAACUUUGUUAUAUUCACGGAUGACCCUGCACGGCGAUAUGAAGAGUUCCAGAAGAAGGACUUCGCUCGGACGGACGAGAACCUGGGGAUCGAAUACGAGAACGAUGAGAUCUUCGGAGACACGGUGCUUUUGCUCCGAUACAACUGCCCAGAUGAGGACUGCGAUGUGGCUUGCUUGGGGUGGCCAGAUCUACACCGCCAUGUCAAGACGAAACACAACAAGAUGAUGUGUGAUCUAUGCACUCGCAACAAAAAGGUCUUUACACACGAGCAUGAGCUCUUUACUGCAGCGCAGUUGCGCAAGCACGAGAAGUCGGGCGACGACAAACCUGGAGCCAUUGACCAAAGUGGUUUCCGAGGUCACCCCGAGUGUGGUUUCUGUCGUCAGAGAUUCUACGGUGACGAUGAGCUCUACGCCCACUGCCGUGAUAAGCACGAACGCUGCCACAUUUGUGACCGUCGCUCCUCCCACCGCCAGCAACAGUACUAUAUCGAUUACAAUGCCCUUGAGAACCAUUUCUCAAAGGACCAUUUUGUUUGCCUUGACAAAGAAUGCUUGGAGAAAAAGUUCGUCGUUUUCGAAUCUCAAAUGGACCUGAAAGCCCACCAAAUUGAAGCCCACCCGGACGGCCUAUCGAAGGAUAUCCGCCGGGACGCUCGAAUGGUUGAUUUGGCCGAGUUUGACAACAUGCGCACGCCAUUCCAACAGCCGCGCCAGCGACGGGGAGCUGGCCGAGGCCGCGACCCCAAUGCCGAGCCACUGCCACAGUCCAGUGCACAGCCAUUAACUAGGGCCGAACUUGCAUAUCAGCGUCAAAUGGCCAUCCAGAGCUCACAGUCUGUUUCAACACGAAACUUCGGUGGCCAGCUCACCCGCGAAGACGUUCAGCCCGUGCGUGCGCCUGAACGCUCCGCCGCUGGCACCCCCGUUCAGUCCCCUCCUAUGUCACGCCCCCAACCGCUUCCGACUGCAGCAUUCGAGAACCUCAACCUUGCUGCCAACUCUGGACCUUCCACUCCUCAGGACCAGGCCCGCCGAAUGCGCCAUGAAGCCGUGGUUCAACGCGCAUCCAACCUUCUUCGUAACGAUGCCACCAAGCUUGGCGAGUUCCGCAGCAGAGUAUCAAGCUUCCGCACCUCGUCAAUCUCAGCAACCGAGCUCAUCGAUGCCUUCUUCUCAUUGUUCGACACCUCCAGUACGGAACUCGGCAAGCUCGUCAAGGAACUCGCCGAUAUCUACGAAGAAGAAUCAAAGCGCUCCGAACUUUUACGUGCCUGGAACGAUUGGCGCGCCAUCAACGAAGACUACCCGGCACUCCCAGGUCCCGGUGGCCUCCUUCCAGGCGUAUCUCCCAGCACCAUCAACACCGGUGGCAGCCGUGUUCUUCGCCUGAAGUCAUCAACUGCGCGAUCCUCGCGCUCUGCCGUCGGCAAAAGUGGCUCUCUCCCAACUGCACCAUCCAACCCCUUCCCUCCCCUCUCUGCCGCAGCUGGUUCUUCGCGCCGUGGUAAAGCUGCCGCCGCGACACCCUGGGCUGCAGCGCCCCCACCUCCUCCCGUGGCCCGUCCCGUGGCCCGUCCCACUAUGCCAACCCCCACCAGUUCCUACUCAGCGCCAUCCUCCAGCCGGACUCCUGCUGCUCCAGCUCCCAGAAGUGCCGAGGCUUUCCCGUCUCUUCCUGCCGCGCCUAAGCCCAAUGUUCUGAUGGCUGGUAAGACGCGUGGCACUGUUCGCUGGAACACGAAUCUUGGCCCCGCCCAGAACGCUUGGGACUCAAACCCUAGCUCAGGCACUGCCUCUCCUGCUGAGCCUAAUUAUGACAAUGAAGGCAGUGCCGGCAAGAAGGGCAAGAAGAACAAGGGAAAGCAAACCCUGUUCCAUUUCGGUUGA
Molecule: messenger RNA, 2310 nt
Organism: Penicillium olsonii
Lineage: Eukaryota; Fungi; Ascomycota; Eurotiomycetes; Eurotiales; Aspergillaceae
Source: the annotation of a GenBank genome assembly